Molecule: messenger RNA, 932 nt
Organism: Trichoderma asperellum CBS 433.97
Lineage: Eukaryota; Fungi; Ascomycota; Sordariomycetes; Hypocreales; Hypocreaceae
Source: RefSeq, a predicted model, not a curated record
CCGGCCGCUCCUUGCUGUCUUUUUGCUUCUUUGGCCGUCUCCCUUGCCUGUUUUUGACUUCUUGUUUCUCGCCGUAUUUUAGUGUCGCCCGGAUGUAUUCCGAAGCGCCUUUUUUUUUUCCCUCUCGUUUCACUGUACAGUACGGAGUAUCUUUGCAACCCAGCAAGAUUGGAACUAAGGCUCGCGUACUCAUAGUGGCACAGAUCCAGCUCUCCUCGCAGCAGCGCGGAGGAUUGCAUCCCGAGCAGAGAUACAGUGCCCCUGUCGCCGCCCACGGCCGGUACCAGCAGGCAGUAUUCCCGCCUGUACCAGUAUAUCGCAGAGGCAAGGCGGCAGCCGGCCAUAAGGGUGCCCAGCGAGUGCGGUGGUACUUGUACCACGCAGCUUGUCCACAUGGCAUGCUCCGAGCGUCUCAGACACGGUGCAGCGUCCAGCGAGGCUGGCUAGCCCAAACACAGUGCCGUCCAACGGCCGUCCUAGCGCUCAACCCUGGCCUCUGCUCGCUCACCCGCACCCGCAUCCACCCUCACUCCCACACCCCGCGUGAGACAUGCCGCCCAGGCCGCCCAGCUCGAAUCAUACCUGGAUUAUGGAGCCUCUCGGUCUGCAAAAGUGGGUGUGCGGCCAAGCACCAGUUGCCAGCUCCAGUACAGCCAGCGUCAGGCACUGGUACCGCGACAGGGCACGCGCUGCGGCGGCGAGGUUGCGGGUAUUGGUACUGGUACGCAGUGCCGACCCGGGCGCCGCCAGCCCAAGCGCUGUCCGUGCGCGGUCGCAUCCGUACCAGCGGCGUUAUCGGUACUUACCGUCGGACAGCUAAAGGGUCCGUGGCCAAAGUACGCGCUACGUCUGGAGUACGACGCGGCGCCUAAUCGGAUGCCGUACCUGCAAGGCUGCGCCCCACCUGUCUUGUAACGUGUACCAGCAAUCCU